Aspergillus affinis is the source of this 600-nucleotide messenger RNA. RefSeq lists its product as uncharacterized. Lineage: Eukaryota; Fungi; Ascomycota; Eurotiomycetes; Eurotiales; Aspergillaceae. The record is from RefSeq and is a predicted model, not a curated record. The transcript is spliced from 2 exons. Bases 1 to 600 code for a protein of 199 amino acids.
AUGUCGUCCUCGAUUGCCAUCUCGGUACCCUUACAGAACACGCUGGGUGUCUUCUGUUCAACUAACAAGGAUUCGCCGGUAUCGAUGGUAAAGCUGGCUUUCGCAAUAGUGCUUGAUCAAUACUUCGAUCUUCCCGAGUUUACCUGCGCCGAAGCUCUUCCAAAAGACCAUGAUGACCAAACGCACUACCUAAUAACCAGGAGCUGGCAGGUACAAUACGCUCCAGAGCUCGCCUCUACUAUCUCCAUCCGUGCAGCCUUCGGUCUCAGAGGACCAGACCUGUCGUCUGACGAUAGCUUGGCGCCGCUCCUGGUCAAUCAUACGGUCACUGCAACGCUGAACGGCGGACGGAUCGCCAAUAGGCCCACGGUAAGCCUCGUCUUCGUCGAAACAGUUCCCACUCUAACAGAGGCAUUAUUUUCUAGCCUUGCUGCACAGCACAACGGCCUUGGCCUUGUCGUCUAUUUUGACGAAGCAUCACUGUCGGCACAUGUGCUUUACAACAUCGAUCAGAACUCUGAGUUUGUGGCCACAGGCUUUGUGGACGCCUUUGCUACCGCUGUUAAAUGCAUCUCCUCAAUCUCACUUGAUACGUUUUAA